UGCGCAUGCGUACUUUGAAUACCAUUCCUAUCAAGAUGGCGACCAAACAAUGGCCUCAAAACGAAAAAAAAUCCCCAUAAUGCAAAUGAAAGUUGCUGUCAGUUAGUGACCUUUACCAGAAGUUAUGGAAAAGAAGGAGCAAUUGGAUGAAUCAGAUGGAAAGCAAAAAGAUGAAAUUCCACAAGGAUAUGAGGAAUACCUUGUGCUUCUUCAACAAAGAAAUAGAUUGUUGAAGAAAUUAAAGGCCAAAGACAAAAAGCAAAAAGAUUUGGAAAAAAGGGAACAAGGAUUUUCACUUUACUUGAAUGGUGCAAAUGUUGAUUUGAAACUUGGUAAACCAGAGCACAAAUCUGCAAGGAAAGCAAAGACAGCUGAUGUGGAAAAUAAUGGAAGACACAACUUAGCUGAAAGUCCUAAAGCAGUUGAAGAGGACAGCUCAAGAGCCUGGACUGCUCCAUCAAAACAUGGAAGGAGAGGAUGGGGAAAGUCUCCAUCACAAAUAAAGAUAAAGACAGAGAAAGGUGAAAACAUGGAAUUUAAAACAGGGAAAGUGACCGGAAAAUACAGUGAAGACUUUGAAGCUUAUCAGAGUUUGCUGGAGGAACAAUUAGCUGAAGAGGAUGAUAGUGAUGAAGAAAUAGGAGAGGAAGAGGAGAUCCAGAAGGGUGAACCUGAAGAAGAGACAAUUGAAGAUCAAACAGGCACAGAUGAAGAAGAUAUAGAGGAAACUGACGACAAUGACCAGAAAAUGACAUUGACCAUUAAAGACGUAAAGGCUCUACGAAGAAGUAUAGAAGCAAACAAAGAAAUUGUUGAAAGCAUACGAAGUAUCAGAGAAAAUAUACCAGAGGCUGAUAAUUCAGAUACUGAUGAAGAUAUUGAAGAAGAUAUUGAUAAAUUGCGAGAAAGUCGUGAAGUAGAUCCUUCGCAGCUUCCUCAGUUGGGAAAGACAUUGCCCAAGGGUAAUUUGGAGAGUGACUUGAAGGAAGACAAAUCUUCUUCCGCGAAGACUGUGAUGGAAUCUUACAACAGCAAAAGUGAAACUGGCAAUAACGACAAAUUGGAACCUCAACCUUUUAAAAGAGUAGAACAGCCAGUGGAGAUGAUUUCUGCUCCUAGAAAAUCCAGGCCGUUAUCAGCGAGUCGAAAGCGAAGACAAGAUGACUCCACAAUCAGUAGCGACGCUUCAGUUGAAAUAGCUAAUGCGAUUUUGGAAGAAAAUAGAAAAAUUGAAGUAAAACAAAGUGACCCUCCAUUUGGCAGUCGUGUUGAAAGAGAAACAAAAUCUGCUCCAAGCAAGCAAAAGCAAUCAGUAACCAAUGAAGAGCCAGUAAACAGACCGUCGUCAAUAGCAACUGCUACAGUAGACAACGAAAUGAUAGGAUCAAUUGUGGAGAGAGUAAAGAAAAUGACUGCAAAACAACAAGUACAUUUGCUGAAAAUGCUUUCGAAGCUUGAGGAGCUUGAUAUCACUGAAGACGAUGCCACGUUUAGCACGGCGUUUUUCGAAAAGAAGCGAUCACGUGAGUCAACUGAAGGGGUAGCAGUAGGGCCGCUGUUUAAAGAAACCAGUGAAAGUCAAGUAAAAGGCACUACAGCAUUGGAAAGUAGUGCUAUAGUCUCAUCAGGGAGUGAUGAAACUGACUGUGGUAAAGUGGAUAUUUUGGAAGUUUGUGUUGAAAUCAAUUCAAACUGGGGACACCCGGAUAUGGUUGGGUUGACAGAGGUAGAAUUUUUUGAUGAUGACAAAAAAGCAGUCCGUUUGAAAGAAGACCACAUUGAAGUUCUUACGACUGGUAUUUGCUAUACACCAAACCGUAAUCUGGUCAAUAGUAAAACGAAGACUGUUAAAGAGAGACAUAUGUGGAAAUGCCAGUUAAAACAGGACGAAAAUGUCAAGCUGAUAUUUCAUAUUCCAAAGGAUCUCAUACCUGUCCGAAAAUCCAACUUUGGAAUAACAAAGAUUGCAAUAUGGAAUUAUAACAAGAGCCUCUACGAGUUGAAUAUUGGUGCAAAGGAAGUCAAAGUAAUGAUUGAUGAUACACUAGUAUGGGAAGGAAUCGUCGAUAAGGGAUGUGGUAACCAAGUGUUUGAUUACAGCAAAGUGAUAAAUCUUUAUGAAGAUGAAGUUCCUGUUGAGACAGGGAGAGAAUCACAAAAUGAAGCAACAGAGAGAUGCAAAACUGCCACGUUAACGAGAGACUCCAGCGAGCUUGCAAAUUUACCGAAGGUCGAGACUCAACAUAUUUCUAACAACCAAACUGAAGCAGAGGGUUCCAACAGAAAGGCUUUUGCCAGCGAUGAGAUAUUUACAAAACCAAGACCUCCUUCAACGAAGGCAGACCAUCCUGUCAGGCGCUCUCCUUUGCUCAGGAAACUAACCCCUGACAGCACCAUUCCCGUCUCUGCAGAGAAACAAUCUGUAUCAAGGUCUGUCACAACGCCUAAUAUGUCAUCACCAUCGGAACAGCCGAUUCCAUCAGACCCUUGCAUAAGGGACCAUCUACCAGCAUCUCGUUCUUCGAAGAUUUCAACAGAAACAGAUCCAAUCUCCCGAAAUAGCGCGACGAAUGAUGAAUCAGAUUCUGCUGAAAAUUUGGUGGACCAAAAACCCGUAUGGCUGCCUGAUGCCGUCAGAGAUGCCAAAGAUGAAAAAAGUUUCACUGCCGAAGUGGAGAAUUCUUCAUCUCCCAGACCUCGAUCAAGGCCGACAAGCGGUCGCAGAGCAGGAGCAAAAAGCACCUCUGAGGGAUCUAACGCUCGCACGGCGUCAGCUGGGAGAAGAAAAGGAACGCACUUGGCGAAUGAAGAGGACCGUCUGGAUGCUGAUGCAAAGGAAGACAUUUCCGAAUUUCUGAAUGAAAAACCAAAGCAGAAGCGACCUCUUAGCGGACGAAGACGUAAGGAUGAAGUAGACGGAAGCACUUCAACUGGUAAAAAUGAAGAACAAGAUGGGAGGCGAAAAUAUCGAGAAAUAAUUGAUAAAGAGUUCGAACAAUCUUUAGAUUCAAUCAACAAAUUUGAACAUUCGCACCUUGGAAGGAUAACGUCCAAUUUAAAUCUAGAGGCAGAUGGAGAUGCAUUGGAUGCAUUGAUACAACCAAACCGGGCAGUCAAAGAAGAAAGUCUCUGCAGCGAUAAAUCCAUAGAAACACAAGAAACUUCUCAAAGGGAUGUUUUCGAGAUACCGACUCUUCCAACUGGCAGGAACCUCGUUCUCAAUUUAAAAAGCACUUGGGGCGAUCGGCAUUAUAUAGGACUGAAUGGAGUCGAGGUUUUCACAUCCACUGGGGAGCUUGCAAAGAUUCUUGAGAUCACUGCUGAUCCUUCCGACAUUAAUAUUCUCCCAGAAUAUGACCAUGACCCUAGAGUUGUUUCUAACCUUAAUGAUGGUGUCUAUAUGACAAGGGAUGAUUUGCACCUAUGGUUGACUCCUUUCACACCGGGGAAGAAACACAUUGUCAGUUUGGUUUUUGAUAAACCCGUGAUCAUUGCAAUGUUAAGGAUAUGGAACUACAAUAAAUCAAGAAUACAUUCAACACGAGGCGUAAGGGAUAUCGAAAUCACUCUAGAUGAUUCUCCGAUUUUUAAAGGAGAAAUUGCAAGGGCUAGUGGAAUUCUUUCCAAGGAGUCUGAGCCAUAUGGUGACAUUAUUCUUUUUACAACUGAUGAAGAUAUAUUAGAAGAAGUUGCAAAACAUGAUUUUACAUACGAAUAUGACAUUGUAGAGGAGGAAGAGGAGCAAAUGAUGCAAUCAGUGGAGCGGGAUAGACCAAAAACUGCAGACCAAGGGAAUUUAAUGGAACCUCUUGAAAGACCAUACACGUGCCCAAAAUCAAGGCAGAAUGCAGACCGCAUAAUCGAAACUCAAGUGUCUACAAAUUUGGCUCCUCUAUUAGAAGAAUUGGAUUUUUCAGGGAAAGUGGUGCGGUUGAACUUCACCCAAACGUGGGGAGAUCAGUACUACCUUGGUCUCACCGGUAUUGAAUUACUUGGUGAAAAUUUUGAACCGUUGCCCAUUGAGUUAAGCUGGAUGGACGCAUGUCCACGUGAUCUAAACGAGUUAGAAGAUUAUGGUUGUGAUGACCGAACCUUAGACAAGCUAAUCGAUGGUGAAAAUGUGACGAAUUCAGAUGAGCAUAUGUGGCUAAUCCCUUUCACAGAGGGUGAAGACCAUAUUUUGACAAUUUCAUUUCCAGAAAAGAAACAUUUCACUGGGAUUCGGAUUUGGAAUUAUAACAAAACCACAGAAGAUACUUACAGAGGGGCGAAGAACAUGCAUAUGUACAUAGAUGACAAUGAGGUGUCGCCUGAAAUGGGCUUUUUACUGCGUAAAGGCCCUGGGCAUUGUCAUUUUGAUUUCGCCCAAGAUAUACUGUUUUAUCAAGAAGACGAAUCGAAUGAAAGGAAAGAAAUAACAAGACCGAAGGACAGAUGCACCCCACGCUGCGAGAAUGUUCUUCUACCAACUGGAUUUGUUUUCCAGAUUAGAUUAUUUUCAACUUGGGGAGAUCCAUAUUACAUCGGCCUGAAUGGAUUAGAGUUUUACAAUGAACGAGGAACAAAAAUCCCUCUGGAUGAGAACAAUAUCACUGCAUUUCCACACAGCGUCAACGUUUUAGAAGGCAUCGAAAAUGAUAUGCGAACGCCCGAAAAACUAGUUGAUGACGUCAAUGAUACUUAUGAUGCAUCUCACAUGUGGCUGGCCCCGAUUUUUCCAGGAGUUAUCAAUGUUAUUUAUAUUGUUUUCGACUCCCCGAUUUCGUUGUCAAUGAUGAAGCUGUGGAACUACAGUAAAACUGGCAGCAGGGGAGUUCGCCAAUUUGCUUUGCUAGUGGAUGAUCUUCUAGUGUACAACGGUGUUCUACCACAAGUUACCCAUCAUACUAGAGCAAUCUUGCCGACUUUGGAAAUUCCCGUUCCCUCUCACACAAUAUGUUUUACAGACGAACAGGAACUACUAAAUACAGCACCAAAAAAUUUGCAGAGCGCCGUUUCUGUUCCAAUUGAACAAGAUGUUCAAAUGACCAACGAUAAUUCUAUUGUCAACCCAUAUGCAAGUCCAAAUUCUGCAGGAAAAACUGUUGACCCAGCAAAUCGACCAAUGACUAGCUUCACCGGUACGAUUUUAAAAAGAUGACGAACGAUUGAUCUUACUGUGUUCUUGUAUAUAAUUUGUACAUUGCUUGUGAAAAAGUAGAUAACUUCAUUGUAUAUUGAGAAUAUACGUUCCUUUAGAAAUUUUAUCAAUUUCGCUGUUAAA
Rhopilema esculentum is the source of this 5263-nucleotide messenger RNA. RefSeq names its product katanin-interacting protein. NCBI's taxonomy places the organism in Eukaryota, Metazoa, Cnidaria, Scyphozoa, Rhizostomeae, Rhizostomatidae. The record is from RefSeq and is a predicted model, not a curated record.